Molecule: messenger RNA, 2113 nt
Organism: Dunckerocampus dactyliophorus (ringed pipefish)
Lineage: Eukaryota; Metazoa; Chordata; Actinopteri; Syngnathiformes; Syngnathidae
Product: alpha-1A adrenergic receptor-like
Exons: 5
Coding region: 437-1786 (449 amino acids)
Biological process (GO): phospholipase C-activating G protein-coupled receptor signaling pathway; adenylate cyclase-activating adrenergic receptor signaling pathway; positive regulation of cytosolic calcium ion concentration
Cellular component (GO): membrane
Molecular function (GO): alpha1-adrenergic receptor activity
Source: RefSeq, a predicted model, not a curated record
AACAUGCACACUGGAGAGAAGGAUGCUGCAGGUUGUCUCUCAGUGUGUCUUGUCUUUGUCUCUUUUCACCCAUCUCUCUUCGGGAACUUUCCCACAUUAAAACACGUUGGACCAUAAAAGGACACGAGGCUCAGUGACCCGCCACCGAAUGAGCAGUUUGGGCCGAGGAGGAGCUCCAACAGCCGGCCAGGAGAUUGACUGAUUGUCCGGAGAAAGGGGACAGGAACCUCCACUUGCUUCUGCGGUGUAACCAGCGAACCAUCUCACGAGAGUGCUUCUUUCGCGCACUUUUAUGGAUGUAACGCCAAAAUAAAAGAUUUGGGAGGGAUAAAACACAUUUUGCCAGUACGUUGUGUUUCACAAGUGUUACACAGUUUACACACUUUUUGUUGAUUUGGACAUUUUUACUGACAGAGCAGGCGGACCUCAAUGCACCAUGAGCUUGUGGACGAACGGCUCCACCGCGGAUGCUAUUGCCGGAAUGCAGGCGUCGCUGUCGGACUCAAACUCUACGUCGAACCGUACCGACACAUCCCCCUACCGCGGCAAACUCGGCGCCGCCCCGCUGGACCUGAGCCGGGCGGUGCCGGUGGGCAUGGUGCUGGCCUCCUUCAUCACAUUCGCUAUAGUGGGAAACCUGCUGGUUAUCCUGUCGGUGGUGUGUAACCGACACCUGCGGAUCCCCACCAACUACUUCAUCAUCAACCUGGCCAUCGCGGACCUGCUGCUCAGCACCACCGUGCUGCCUGUGUCAGCCACUCAGGAGGUUCUGGAUUACUGGGUCUUUGGCCGGAUCUUUUGUGACAUUUGGGCGGCGGUGGACGUCCUGUGCUGUACGGCAUCCAUCAUGUCGCUGUGCGUCAUCUCCAUCGACCGCUACAUCGGUGUUCGAUACCCGCUGCAAUACCCAGUGAUUGUGACAGAGAAACGGGCGCUGCUCGCCAUGUUGGGCGUCUGGAUCCUGGCUAUCGUUAUCUCUAUCGGUCCUCUGCUUGGAUGGAAGCAGCCACCUUCGCAGGAUGACACAGAGUGCGUGAUCACCGAGGAGCCGUUCUACGCCCUUUUCUCCUCGCUGGGGUCCUUCUACAUCCCUCUGGCCGUCAUCCUGGCCAUGUAUUGCCGCGUCUAUGUGGUGGCCAAGCGCACCACCAAGAACCUGGAAGCCGGUGUCAUGAAGGAGCAUCAGCAGGACUCCAAUGAGCUCACCCUCAGGAUCCACUGCAGGAACCAGCAGAUCCAGGACAUGUGUGCUCCCUCCAAAGGCGGAGGGGGGUCGUCGGCCGGCCGCAGCACACUGACCGUCAAGCUGCUCAAGUUCUCCCGGGAGAAGAAGGCGGCCAAGACGCUCGGCGUGGUGGUGGGGAUGUUCAUCUUGUGCUGGUUGCCGUUCUUCUUGGCUCUUCCUAUCAGCUCCUUCAACAGAAACCUGCGUCCUGAUGAAACUUUCUUCAAGGUCAUCUUCUGGCUGGGAUACUUCAACAGCUGCCUGAACCCCAUCAUCUACCCCUGCUACAGCCGUGAGUUUAAACAGGCCUUCAUCCGGAUCCUCCGCUGUCGCUGGAAGCGAAAGCGUCAGGGCUGGCAGGCUUACUACAACUACCGGUGCCAGCAGGGCUCCAACAACUCCACUUCCUUCUUGAACGGAAGCCAGCAAACGCUCUCCUCCGUUAGCCACAGUCCACGCUGCGUCGCCCCCAAGCUCUGCCCACCGGCCUGGUCCUCUAACACUGGCCAUAACCUCCUGCCUGCUGGCCCGGCCUCCCCGCUCACCCAUGAAGUUCAGUGAGACCAGAUUGUGCAAAGGCAGUAAGCGGAGAGCAACAGGUGUUUGUGUGUGUAAAACAAGUGACAACAUUUGGAAAAUAGACUUCAUAAAGACUGACACAGCAGUUGCUGUUCAUCUGUGAUGAUAUCAUCUGGAAGGUGGUUGUAUUUUAAGAUGAUUAUAUUUAUUUAAUGAUGCUUCCUUGGACUUAAAGGCUGUAUAAAGAAUAUUUUUUCGUUAAGAGAGGGCUACUGGAUCUCUAGUGGCAACAAUAACUUGCAUAUCUAGUUUUGGUUGUUUUAAAAACUGUGAACUUUAUGUUUUUGGUAUUAAAGUUGUCAAGAUUUA